Molecule: messenger RNA, 2043 nt
Organism: Tachyglossus aculeatus (Australian echidna)
Lineage: Eukaryota; Metazoa; Chordata; Mammalia; Monotremata; Tachyglossidae
Gene: LMOD2
Product: leiomodin 2
Exons: 3
Coding region: 180-1841 (553 amino acids)
Biological process (GO): muscle contraction; pointed-end actin filament capping; myofibril assembly
Cellular component (GO): striated muscle thin filament; myofibril
Molecular function (GO): tropomyosin binding; actin binding
Source: RefSeq, a predicted model, not a curated record
AAAUGGUGUAUGGCUUCAUCCCCCUCCUCCCUGCAUUGUCAUAACCCUGUAUCUCUACUCUUAAAAGUGUGUCCCAGCCAGCGUGUGGAACAGUCCCCGAAGCCCUCAGGCCGCGCCUGCCGGAUCCGGCCGCCUUGCAUGCCGAGUUCUCCCAGUUCUCCCACGGCCGGGACGGGACGAUGUCUGCCUUCGGCUACCGGAGAGAGCUCAGUAAAUAUGAGUCCAUCGACGAGGAUGAGCUCCUGGCCUCCCUGUCGGCUGAGGAGCUGAAGGAAUUGGAGCGGGAGCUGGAGGACAUAGCACCGAACCAGAGCCUUCCUGUGGGAAUGAGGCAAAAGAGUCUGACGGAGAAAACCCCCACAGGGAACUUCAGCCGGGAGGCGUUGAUGGCUUAUUGGGAAAAAGAAACUAAGAAGCUCCUGGAAAAAGAGAGGCUGGGGGAGUGCGAUAAGGAUACGAAGGAAGACGACGACAAAGAUGACAGCGAGGAAGAACUCGUCUUUACCGAAAGCAACAGUGAGGUUUCUGAAGAGGUGUAUACCGAAGAAGAGGAAGAAGAAAAAGAGGAAGAGGAGGAGGAGGAGGAGGAAAGUGAUGAAGACCAUAAGGUGGAUGAAAAGAAUGCCAGAGUGGAGGGCUGUGGGCCUACACCCAGGAGUGAGAGUGGCAGUCCUGAUGACCCCAAGCAAAAAACAUACAAAAGCCAAAUAGAAAACAUAAAUCUGACCAAUGGCCACGGGGGAAGGAACACGGAAUCCCCCGCUGCCAUCCACCCUUGUGGGAACCCCACUGUCAUCGAAGAUGCUCUGGAGAAGAUCAAGGCCAAUGACCCUGACACCACCGAGGUCAACCUGAACAACAUCGAGAACAUCACCACCAAAACCCUGAGCCGCUUCGCUGAGGCCCUCAAGGACAACACGGUGGUCAGGACGUUCAACCUGGCGAACACCCGGGCCGACGACAGCGCGGCCAUGGCCCUGGCGGAGAUGCUGAAGGUCAACCGGCACAUCACCAUCAUCAACAUCGAGUCCAACUUCAUCACCGGCAAGGGGAUCCUGGCCAUCAUGAGGGCCUUGCAGCAUAACACGGUGCUGACCGAACUGCGAUUCCACAACCAACGGCACAUCAUGGGCAGUCAGGUGGAGAUGGAGAUUGCCAAGCUGCUGAAAGAGAACACCACCCUGCUCCGGCUGGGCUACCACUUUGAGCUGGCUGGCCCAAGGAUGAGCAUGACGAGCAUUCUGACCAGGAACAUGGACAAGCAGAGGCAGAAGCGGAUGCAGGAACAGAAGCAGCUGGAAGCUGGCGAGGGUGCGGCCAACCUCAGGACCAAAGUCUGGCAGAGAGGGACCCCUGGCUCGUCCCCCUACGCCUCCCCACGGUCGUCCCCCUGGUCGUCCCCCAAGCUGCCCAAGAAGGCUCAGCCGGCAAGGAACCGACCAGCAUCCCCUGCCCCACCACCGCCACCCCCACCCCCACCCCCGCCACCAGCCCCUCAGCUUCCCCACCCACCACCGCCCCCACCCCCUCCACCACCGCCACCGCCGCCAGAGAAGAAGCUACCCACCAGGAACAUCGCCGAGGUCAUCAAAGAGCAAGAGAGGGCAUUUCUGAAUGGACAGAAAAAGGCCAAAAAGGGCAAGAAGGGGAAGAAGUCAUCCCAGAACCACGAGCUGAAGGAGAUAAAGAGUUCCUUAAAGACCGUGCCAGAGAAGAAGAUGGAAGAGAGCUCGCGGCCAUCCACCCCUCAGCGCUCUCUGCAUGACAGCCUCAUGGACGCCAUUCGGGGGAGCAGCAUAAAGCAGUUAAAGCGGGUGGAAGUGCCAGAGGCUCUGCGAUAAAAACGGGAAGGUGGGAAGAAGCAGAGCGUUUGCAGGCAUGGAAGAUGCCGAGUUCUGAGGCGCUACUCAAUAGACUGCAUUCUGAGGCAUGGUUGGCGUCUAGGUUUGAACCUCCCUCUCCCAGCAACCCUACAUAGCUCUUGAAAACGAUCUGCCUUUUCCUCUGUAAAUAUGGAAAUAAACAUCUUUUUUUUUAAUUUCA